This is a messenger RNA of Penicillium lagena, 933 nucleotides long. RefSeq lists its product as uncharacterized. NCBI's taxonomy places the organism in Eukaryota, Fungi, Ascomycota, Eurotiomycetes, Eurotiales, Aspergillaceae. Bases 1 to 933 code for a protein of 310 amino acids. The record is from RefSeq and is a predicted model, not a curated record. The transcript is spliced from 4 exons.
AUGAUUGUUGCAGUGGCCGGAGGUGCCGGCGGAGUGGGCAAGACCAUUGUCGAGAAGCUAGUGCAGGAGGCCAAAUUCAAGGUCAUUGUGUUGUCCCGCAGUGGACCAAGUCAGGAUAUUGUUUUACAGAAAGCGCAACACGUCCAACUCGACUAUGACGACAUCGCCUCCAUGACAGCAGAGCUGGAGCGCCACACCAUUCACACAAUCGUCUCAGCGAUUGGUCUUGUGUCAAAUGAAUCUAGCCAGUCUCAGUUGAACUUGAUAGAGGCUGCAGAGAAAGCCAAAUGCACUAAAAGAUUUAUUCCCAGUGAAUAUUCUUUCAUUCAAACCGCCGACCUCCUUCCCGUGGAUCCGAGUAUUCAAUACUGGCUAGAUGCAGCGAAUCGCCUUAAAUCCGGCUCGCUGAAGUAUACCCGGGUUAUCCCUGGUUUCUUUAUGGAUUAUUGGGGAAUGCCGCAUGUCAAAACCAAUCUCCAACCUUAUACCUUCGGCAUAAAUAUAGCCAAAGGCAAAGCUGCAAUCCCUGGUGACGGUAAUGACUUGAUCUGUAUGACAUACACGGCUGACAUGGCCACGUACAUGACCAAAUUGCUUGAUCUGGAUGAAUGGUCGGAGUUCACUGUUAUUGUUGGCGACGAGGUGACCUACAACCAGCUCAUAAGCAUGUCCGAAGAAAUCUGUGGAAAACGGUUUGAAGUGCACUAUGACAGUCUUGACCGGAUCAACUCGGGGGAUGUUACUGUGCCACCGAUGCCAGAUGGUACGGAAUACGCGGAAAGUGAAGUCAAAGAAGUCACUGCGCUAGUGAGCCGGCUUACUGUCAAUGGGGUCUUUGACCUGCCGAAGGAGGGUCGCUUGAAUGCUCAAUUUCCAGAUGUGCGGCCAAUUACUAUGAAGCAGUUCUUGAUUGAUUCAUGGCAAAAGAACUGA